UGAACAUGGAGGUGACGGCUGCACGCCGCUCGUUUCUGUGCGACAUUGGUUUCUGGGCUGACCGGACUGCCCUGCACGAGGCAGCAUUUCACGGCAGGGUUCUGCAGCUCCAACAGCUGAUAGAGAGCGGAGCCUCGGUCAACAUCGUGACGGUGGACAACAUCACCCCCCUGCACGAGGCCUGCACGAAGGGUCACCUGAGGUGCGCCCAGCUGCUGCUGGAGGCUGGAGCUCAGGUUGAUGUACGGACCAUCCACGGCAGCACCCCUCUCUGUAACGCCUGUGCUUCCGGCAGCCUGGAGUGCGUCGAGCUGCUGCUGGAGCACGGAGCCAAAGUGAACCCGUCCCUCACAGCUCUGACCGCUUCACCCCUCCACGAGGCCUGCAUACAGGGUAAUGACGCCGUGGUGAGGCUGAUGAUAGCGAGCGGAGCCCAGCUGGAGGCGUACGAUGUCUACUUUGGUCCGCCCCUCCACAUCGCAUGUGCUAAAGGACACGUGGGCUGUGUUCGGGAGCUGCUGGUUGCAGGUGCCAAUGUGAAUUCAGUGAAGUUCCAUGAGACAGCUUUGCACCACGCGGCACGGGUCCACGUGGCGGACAUGAUCGAGCUGCUGGUGGAGUUCGGGGCCAGCGUGCACGCCAGCGACAACCUGGGGAGAAAACCCGUGGACUACACCUCGCCAGCGUCUCCCUCUCACACCUGCCUCACGUUCUACGAAAGUCAUCCUCUGAGUCUGCAGCAGCUGUGUAGGAUCACCGUGAGGAGGACGCUGGGCACCAGGGCCUCAGAGGUCAUAGGUCGGCUGAACGUAUCCCAUCGCAUCCACCGCUUCCUCCAGUUCUACGACCACCCCUCGUCACUGCAGAGCCACACAUGACGGGAUCCCUACCCCUGCAGGAGGGGGGCCCCGUUCCAUUUGGAUUCACACAACAUGGACUGAAUAAAUGCUCCUAAUUGAAGUUAUACAUCAUUAUGAUAUGAAUCCCUGUAACAGCAUCAUGUAUCCAGGUGAAGAAUAAA
Molecule: messenger RNA, 1021 nt
Organism: Paralichthys olivaceus (Japanese flounder)
Lineage: Eukaryota; Metazoa; Chordata; Actinopteri; Pleuronectiformes; Paralichthyidae
Gene: asb13a.1
Product: ankyrin repeat and SOCS box containing 13a, tandem duplicate 1
Biological process (GO): intracellular signal transduction; positive regulation of protein catabolic process; protein ubiquitination
Molecular function (GO): protein binding
Source: RefSeq, a predicted model, not a curated record